CCCUGUGCGUAAGAUAUGGAAUCUACCGGCGCCAGUUCCGACAGUACACAGGCACGAUUCAUUAAAGAGACUUCUCUCCGCUUCGGACAGCCGCAGAGUUUUUAGGAAGAGUUUAACAAUUGGUCUGUGGACAAUUUGAACCGGUGGCAAAUUACGAAUGUCAGCAGACAUCUUGAGGAUUAACAUUCUUUGUACAUGAAUAACAGGGGAAAAAUAAACAGAGGAUUGGAGUGCUGAAAUGCUAGUUUGCGCAGUGUUCCUGAGCAUUGUUGAGAGCAAAGCAGCAGGAUCUCUAUUUCUCCAAAAAAUAAGGACAUGUGAAAAAAUUGAAUAGGGCAUCAUCAACUGAAGCAGUAAGCUCACGACACAUAUUUUAGUAAUCUGAAGGACCAUAGUGGUGUUCCUGGGUCUGUUAGUGUACAAAAGGUUUUCAGUAGCAUCUAGAAAACUUUUCGAAACAUUUUCGAAGCGCGGACAAUUUAGACAUGGAGGUUGCAGCCGAUCAGUCUCGAUGGAUGGCCCAUCAUCAUGCGGUACUCAACGGCCAGCACCCAGAUUCCCAUCAUCACGGGCUUACACACAAUUACAUGGAGCCCAUGGCACCUCUUCUACCCCCGGACGAGGUGGAUGUGUUCUUGAAUCACUUGGACUCGCAGGGGAACCCGUACUACCCCAGUUCUCGGGCUAGAGUAUCAUACGGUCAAGCGCACGCUCGUCUCACGGGAAGUCAGGUCUGCCGGCCACACCUCAUACACAGUCCCGGUAUUCCUUGGCUGGACAGCGGGAAGGCAGCGCUCUCCGCCGCCCACCACAACGCCUGGGCGGUCAGUCACUUCAGCAAGCCUGGCCUGCACCCCGCCAGCGCCGGCUACCCGUGCAGCAGCAGCACCAGCACCGCUCCCGUCUCCUCCCUCACAUCCGCAGCCCACUCCAGUCCACAUCCCCUCUACAAUUUCCCCCCAACCCCACCGAAAGACGUCUCACCGGACCCCGGUCCUUCUUCUCCGAUCUCCACCACUGCAAGAAUGGAUGAAAAGGAGUGCAUCAAGUACCAUGUGUCCAUCGCCGAUGGGAUGAAAAUGGAGGGAUGUAGUCCUCUUCGGGGAAGCCUGGCUAUGAGCGCCCAAACACCGUCCACGCAUCAUCCCAUCCCAACCUACCCAACGUACUCUCUGCCCGCGCCACACGAGUACGGCGGGGGUCUGUUUCAUCCUGGUACCCUCCUCAGUGGAUCCGCUUCAAGCUUCACACCUAAAUGUAAAAGCAAGACACGGUCGUGCUCAGAAUUCUGCACAGAGGGGCGUGAAUGUGUGAACUGCGGAGCCACCUCCACCCCGCUGUGGCGGCGGGACGGAACGGGCCACUACCUCUGCAACGCGUGCGGCCUGUACCACAAGAUGAACGGCCAGAACCGACCCCUUAUCAAGCCAAAGCGCAGACUGUCUGCUGCGAGGCGAGCUGGCACCUGCUGCUCGAACUGCCAGACAACCACGACCACUCUGUGGCGGCGUAACGGGAACGGUGACCCGGUGUGCAACGCCUGCGGGCUCUACUACAAACUCCACAACGUGAGUAUUAAGAGCCGCAAACACUGAAAGUGACAGCGAAGUGGUCAAGUGGGCGGACAGCUUGUAUCGAUUGAGGAGAGGGAAGACUGAGGCCGGGGACGCAAAGCCGGCUUUCCCUGUCAGACAGAGCCCGUUGACCGUUUUCGUUUUAGAUGAAUCCAGCAUUGUUUCAAAGGAGGGCGUUAUUCCCAGGAGGGACGGCAGGGCGGGUCUGCCAUUCAAGAUACGGCGUCAGUUAUAGGCUAUCAAUUCGGAGUUGUCUGAAACUAGCGUUUUUAAUGUUAAGCUUGGCUGCGAUCUAUUUAGCAGACGAAUUAAUACAUUUCACUUUAAUGAAGCAAGCGAAACA
This is a messenger RNA of Sinocyclocheilus grahami, 1917 nucleotides long. Its product is annotated as GATA-binding factor 2-like. Lineage: Eukaryota; Metazoa; Chordata; Actinopteri; Cypriniformes; Cyprinidae. Gene Ontology annotation, molecular function: RNA polymerase II cis-regulatory region sequence-specific DNA binding; DNA-binding transcription factor activity, RNA polymerase II-specific; zinc ion binding. The coding region runs from base 486 to 1595 and encodes 369 amino acids. Gene Ontology annotation, biological process: positive regulation of transcription by RNA polymerase II; cell fate commitment; positive regulation of angiogenesis. The record is from RefSeq and is a predicted model, not a curated record. Gene Ontology annotation, cellular component: nucleus. The transcript is spliced from 5 exons.